UAGAACGUAAACAAAAACACAAACCAGUCCGAGGCAAUACUCGACGUUGGUUUGUCGUAUCUCGCUGUCCGUAGUGUUUUCAUUUUAAUUUACACGAUUAUUUUUUGAAAUUCUUAUUGUUUAUUUUAUAAAUGUUUUUGUAAACAUUAACGUGUUUGAAAACAAUUUUUAGCUCGUGGUUGUGUGUGUAUUAUUUUUCAUCGCUAAACGUUGAUGAAGUCAACGUAUAAUUUUAUUCAAAGGUUUUCUGUGUUAUAACAACUCAAGUAUUACCAUGAAAUUCUGUAACCGACGAUAGCCAAAUCAACGCCGUGACGACGCACAGACAUUUAAUACAGUGUAUAUACACGCUCGUGCAGAGUUUCAGAUGAGUGUUCGACGAGACUUGUGAACAUCGAACAUGGCCUGUUCAGACUGCGGUGCAUUACUGUCGGCCGCCGCCGUCUUCGUCGCAGCAACACUUGUCAUCGGAUCGUCCGAGGCUUGGCAACAGAGCCAGUCAGCCAAGAGCAGUCUUAGAUAUGGAGCGUUCAACGCCGAUCAGAUAUUCAACGGGAACAAGUCGACGAAAAACUAUUUCAAAAUAUUACUUCAGGACCAGAAUACGGCGCUGAUUGGAUCCAGAAACGUGCUGUACAAUGUCAGUCUAGACACGAUGAGAGAAAACCAUAGGUACUAUUGGAGUUCGUCAGAAGCCAAUUACCAAAUGUGUCAGCUAAAAGGCAAAUCUGAGGACGAUUGUCAAAAUUACAUCAGAGUAGCUUUUAAAAAAAACAAUGAAGAGUUGUUUGUCUGCGGUACUAACGCUUUUCAUCCCAUGUGCAAAGUCUACAAUCUGACGGAUGGUACAAAUGGCCAAGAAGUAGACGGCCGGGGGAGAUGUCCUUACGAUCCUUUGCACAAUAGCACUGCUAUAUACACAGGCGGUCAAUUGUAUUCGGGCACUGUGGCCGAUUUCUCUGGUAGUGACCCUCUUAUUUACAAAGAUCCUAUGCGGACUGAAAGAUUGGAUUUUAAGCAGUUGAACGACCCGAACUUCGUGAGCUCGUUGGAGUAUAAGGACUAUGUAUUUUUCUUCUUCCGAGAGAUCGCUGUCGAGUACAUCAAUUGUGGAAAAGCCAUUUACUCGAGGGUAGCCAGAGUAUGUAAAAACGACAAAGGCGGUCCUCAUUCGUACAGGGACCGGUGGACGUCGUUUUUGAAGGCUAGACUCAAUUGUUCUAUUCCCGGAGAAUAUCCAUUUUACUUCGACGAGAUACAAAGUACAAGUGACAUCCUUAACACCGCUUUAACUGGCAUCACAGAUCCAAUCGUGUACGGAGUGUUCAACACUCCUGUGAACUCCAUCAGUGGAUCAGCUGUCUGUAUGUUCAAUAUUAGUGACGUCAUCGAAACAUUUAUGGGAUCCUUUAAAGAUCAAGAAGCUAUGGAUGCCAAUUGGUUACCCGUGAAAAAGGUACCUGAACCUCGACCUGGUAUGUGCGUGGAAGACAGCAGAACUCUACCGGAUGUGACAGUGAAUUUCGUCAAAAGUCACUCGCUUAUGGACUCCGCUGUACCUUCGUUGUUUUCUAUGCCAAUAUUUACCAGAAUAUCACAACAAUCUAGGCUUACAAGUAUAGUGGUUGAUAAUCAAGUGGCAGGUUUGAAAGGACAACAUUACGAUAUUCUUUUCAUGGGCACUGAUGAUGGACGUUUGAUCAAAGGAUCUCUGCAUACCAAUAAAGGAUCACCAGAGUUUAUUCCUGUAGAAGAAGUUAUUCUUAUACCCAACUCACCAGUUCGUUCAUUGAAUUUGAUAAAAUCGACAAGCAACAAGUCUGGAAGGAUAGUUGCAACUUUUGAUCAGGAUGUUGUAUCUAUUCCAUUGGAGCGUUGUAAUUUGAAAACUUCAUGCCAGGAAUGCAUAGAGUUACAAGAUCCUUACUGUGCCUGGGAUGGUUCUCACUGUGUUAAUCAAUUAGAGCCUCAAAAUUCAUUACCUGGUACUCUUAUUCAGUCAAUUGGCUCAAAUAUAGAUUCAGCAAUUUGUCCAAAAGAUAUCUCCGAUUUAAGAUCAUUACCAGCAUUAUCUGAUGAUACAAGUAAUAACAUUGACUCUAAUUUAGCAAGAUGCCCAUCUUGUGAACCAUGUUCAACAGAAAAUGUUAUUAACAAAGUUGUUACAAACGAUAUACCUGUCGUUGCAUUAGGAGAUGUUAUUGGUCUUAUUAUGAUGAUGGUAGUUUUAGCCACAUUAGUGAUUGGAUUUGCAGUUGGUUAUAUGUGCUCACGGCACUUUCGUCAUACAGACCCAUUCUCAGCCAUGGCUGUUCACACCCAUCACCAACUUAAUCGAUUGGCCGAUAUGAAUGCUUCAGCUGAGAUAGGCAAUGCACCAUUCUUGCCAUGUGCCAACAACAAGGCUCCAUUAAAUUUGUUGGUUAAUGUAACCAAAAGUAAGAAUGACACCUUGGAAAAGAACUUAGAUGCCUCCAUUGAAAACAAAACUUUACAAAAAGUUAAGAAAACUUAUAUAUAAGAACUAUUUGAAGUUGAUUUUAGCAAAAUCUUAAGGAGAACUCACUGACUGAUUUUGAACAUUUGUAUAUAGAAAAAGAUCUCGUAUAUAAUUAAAAUGGAUCAUUUUUGUAUAAAAGAACCCAUGAUGAGUCAUUUAUAUUCAACUGAUAAUCCACUGUAUAGCUGAUUACACUUGUUAUUGAUAACUAUCAUUGUAAUAAAAAUGUUUGAGUUCUCCUUAGUAUGAAUAUUAGUUUUCAAAUGAAUAUUCAUUAUAUACCGACCAAACGAUAUAUCAGAAAGUGUUUGCUUUUAUUAAUAUAUUAGAAAUUAUAAUAUUAAAAAAUUAUAUGGAGGCAGUUAACAUUGUCCUGCUACUUGUUGAAACUAUCAAAUAUUUAUUAAGUGUUUUGUUAAUUAUAAUUUAUGGACGAAAAAUCAAUUUCAAAGAUUGAAGGUAUCCUUAUUUUGAUUCAAAAAUUAUCUAUGUUGCUAGACAAUUUUUGAACAAAAUGAUCCACUUAAUGACCGGAUGUAAAUACAAAUUAUUUUAUGUAUAUUACCUAUUGUAUAGAAAUGUAUUAUUGUCAUUAAUUAUUUUUGUUAUGUUGACCUUAUUUUUUUGUAAGAAAACUUGAAAAAUGAUAUGUUUAAUAUAAACAUAACUUUUUUACUCAUUCUUCAUUCCAUUUACAAAAGAGAGUAUUUGACCUUUCAUGUUGUUGGAUUAAUUACAAUUUAUAUAACAGUAUUACUAAUUAUUAUAUUAAUUAUUUUUUAUUCUAAUUAUUUUAAAGCUAAAUUCAUAUUUGAAUUUCCGAAUAACGUUUAGUGCAAUUAUACACAAUUGCUCCAUCCUUUUGAUCUCUCAUGAAUAAAUUUUAUUGCCUAAAGUAAAAUUUGUAUUUGCUUCAAUUAUAAAUAACUAUUUUUAUUAUAAUAUGCAAAUCAGUACCAUGCAUUAUUACUUUUAUAUUAUUUGUUGACACAUAUGUUUUAUUAAAUUGUAUUUGAAGAACUUAAAGAUAAAAU
Daktulosphaira vitifoliae (grape phylloxera) is the source of this 3534-nucleotide messenger RNA. Its product is annotated as semaphorin-1A-like. The transcript has 17 exons. Gene Ontology annotation, molecular function: semaphorin receptor binding; chemorepellent activity. The record is from RefSeq and is a predicted model, not a curated record. Bases 401 to 2521 code for a protein of 706 amino acids. Gene Ontology annotation, biological process: positive regulation of cell migration; negative regulation of axon extension involved in axon guidance; neural crest cell migration. NCBI's taxonomy places the organism in Eukaryota, Metazoa, Arthropoda, Insecta, Hemiptera, Phylloxeridae.